AAUAUACAGGCUACAGGAUUUUAUUGGAUCAUCAGUCAAUCCAGCAUGGUAUUUUUUUGGGGAAAAGCAGCUGGAGCAGGAAAAAUCACAGAAACUGUAUAUCUUUGCUCUGGUGCACGAGUCAAUCAUUAACAACAACGCGAUACAAUGAACUUCAACCUCCCAUAAUCCUUCUGGUUUAAACACUUCAUUGGGAUCAGACACAGAAAGAGCCUGUGAGAAAAACGGAUAAAGCGAGACAAGUAGAGAAAAGACAUGACUGAGGGAUCAUCACCAGUAAGAGUCGGAAUCGUGGGAUACGGACAUUUAGGUCAGUUUCUGGUGGAUCGUCUGCAGAAGGAAGGUCUUGAAUUUGGACUCAGUUUGGCUUUUGUUUGGAAUAGAAAUGCAGAUAAACUCAAUGGCUCGGUUCCUGAUGAUCUCAUACUGACUAAGCUCUCGGAGUUUACUGACAAAAAUGCUGACGUGAUAGUAGAGGUCUGUCAUCCACAGAUAGUGAAAGAUUUUGGAGCACGAUUCUUAUCACAUUCACACUUCCUGGUAGGCAGUCCCUCAGCUCUGUCAGACUCUCAGCUAAAUGAUGAGCUCCGACUGGCAGCAAAGCGGCAUGGACACACACUCUAUGUGCCCAGUGGUGCAUUAUGGGGCGGGCAGGACAUCCAGAGACUGAACGACAGUGGAUUAUUAAAGGCCGUCUCAAUCCGCAUGUCCAAACACCCCUCCUGUUUCCGGCUGGCUGGAAACCUGCUCUCUGAUUGGUCAGAAGGAGAAGGGAGGCGUGUGAUUUUUCAUGGCUCAGUAGCUGAACUCUGUCCCCUCGCCCCUAACAACGUGAACACCAUGGCGGCAGCUGCCAUCGCUGCGUCGACCCUGGGCUUCUGUGGGGUCACUGGAGAGAUCGUGUCAGAUACAGCUCUGGCUGAUUAUCACAUUGUGGAGGUGGAGGUGACAGGAUCAGACGGCUUCUCUGUGAAAACGGUGAGGCGUAACCCGGCCAAACUGGGAGCAGUUACAGGCAGCGCCACCUACAGUUCGUUCUGGAGCAGUUUACUGAUUUGCAGAGGGCAUGGAGGAAGAGUCCAUCUGUGCUGAAAGGGAAGAGGACUGCUGCAGAACACCACACAGGCAGAAAGAAAUGCACACACACAACACAGACACACAACACACAGAGACAGAAAUACAGAGAGACAGAAAAAAGGAAGGAAGGGAGAAAGGAAGGAAAGAAAGGCAGACGUGACACACACACAUGACACAUACAUACAGACAGCGAAACACUACACACACACAGACAAAGACAGACACACAUUCAGAAAAAAAACACAGAAGGAAAGAAAAACACACACAGACAGAAACACACACAACAUACAAAACAUACAGACAAAAGACACACACACGCGUGACACACAGAGAAACAGACAGACAGGUUAACCUGAAAACAUGAAAAUUCCAUUGAAAUAAAUGAACAUUUCUCCCAUUCAGUUUCUAUUCCCGUUAUGAAAACAGAGUCCAAGGACAAGAUGUCUGAGAAAUACAGAUUUAUUCUCACAGAGAGGUAACGCUACAGCAUCAGUGUGUUUAUAUGACCUGAAACUAUUGUCUCAAAAACAGAGAACCGUUUUUCUGCCUCCGCUGUGCCUCGACUAGCAUAAAACUGGGACAAGGCUAGACAUCAACAACGGAGUAAAAAAACAACAUUCA
Messenger RNA from Tachysurus fulvidraco (yellow catfish), 1698 nucleotides. It is a transcript of the gene aspdh, whose product is annotated as aspartate dehydrogenase domain containing. The record is from RefSeq and is a predicted model, not a curated record. Gene Ontology annotation, biological process: NAD+ biosynthetic process. The transcript is spliced from 8 exons. Gene Ontology annotation, molecular function: L-aspartate dehydrogenase [NAD(P)+] activity; NADP binding. Lineage: Eukaryota; Metazoa; Chordata; Actinopteri; Siluriformes; Bagridae. Bases 256 to 1092 code for a protein of 278 amino acids.